CCUGAACUUUUGAGAGACCAAUGGGGGGUUGCCCACAACAAGAAACAAACAAAUUGCUCUCGUCUUUUGUUAACAUAAAAAAAAAAAGACAAUUCCAAAGGGAAAAAGACAAAAUUAAACCAAAAAAAAAAAACAAGAAAAGCUACAUCCUACAUAUAGACAGAUGCGUGCGGCCCACGCUCCUCCUAAUCUCUCUCUCUCCCUCCCCGUCAUUUUCUCUUUCUAUUUUAAAAUAUUUCUCCCUGUCGCAAAAAAAGGAGAUAAAAAAAACCCUUCUCCUUCCUCUUCCUCCGGUUUUUUGAACUCGUCUUUUGAUUGUCUUGUCCUUUUCAGAUGUUGUUCUGAAGCUUUCCUGUCAUGUUCUUGUUCGAAUUCGCCUUCAGGCCAUUUUUCGUCGCCAUGCAAUUUUCUCACAGAAGAAUCUGAAACUAAGAUCUCAGAGACCGACGCUCUGUUCGGCUUUGUCGGAAGUUUUUGUGAAAGAAAAGAAAAAGACAGAGACAGAGGCUUUGAUCUUUCAGAAGAAGCAUUGUUAAGUUGCUACAAUGGGUGAUGACAAAGUUUCCAACGACUUGCUCAUAUUUUGCCAUGGCAAUGGCGAUGCUCAAGAACAAGCUCCCAAGGAUUCUUCUUCUUCAGAGUUCUUCAACGACAUCAAUGCCGAUUCGUCGAUCUCCGAUCUCUUGAACUUGGAAGACGUCGAUUCGGCUAAUCCGUUCCUCGUCGAUGUUCCCGUGUCAAACGAGCCUCGAGAUCGAGAUUCGGAACAACCCGACAGUCCCUUCUUCGAUCAACUCGACACCCCGAAGAUUUACGUUGCUCCAAGAGUUGCCGUUAGCCAUCAGGACUCGUUCUCAGAGGAUUCCCAUGUCGAUGAUCACGUCGAGGAAAUGGGGAUCUCCUCUGGAUCUCCGAGGAAAGAGGCGAGACAAGAGCUCGCUCCUCUUCCUCGUCUUAGAGUUCCUGGAUCGCCCCGAACUCUUGUCUACCCGAGAGCAGCGGUGUCUCCGCGUUUUGGGUCCCCGAGAGGCGGCAUCGAAUCCCCUAUGAGCUCUUCAGGUACACCUAAAGUUGGAGUGAUCGAUACGACUGCACCUUUCGAAUCAGUUAAGCAAGCGGUUUCAAAGUUCGGAGGGAUUACAGAUUGGAAAGCUCAUAAGAUCCAAAACAUAGAGAGACGAAAAAUGGUGGAUCAAGAACUCCAGAAGAUGCAGGAAGACAUACCCGAGUACAAGAAACAGGCUGAGUUAGCAGAAGAGGCGAAACAACAAGUGCAAAAGGAGCUAGAGGAAACAAAGAGACUCGUUGAGGAACUCAAGCUUAAGCUCGAGAAGGCGCAAAAGGAGGAGCAACAAGCAAAACAAGACUCGGAGCUCGCGAAACUCCGUCUCGAAGAGAUGGAACAAGGGAUAGCUGACGAGGCCAGCGUCGCCGCCAAAGCUCAGCUCGAGGUGGCUAAAGCGAGGCAUUCAUCCGCGGCUUCCGAGUUGAAAUCCGUCGGGGAAGAGAUCCAAACGGUCUCUAAGGAAUACGAAACCUUGUUAAAGGAAAAAGACUUGGCCGUGAAGAAAGCUGAUGAUGCCGGGUUGGAGGCGAAGGAGAUAGAGAAGAAGAUGGAAGGAUUAACGAUCGAGCUGAUGGCCACAAAAGAGAUGUUGGAGUCAGCACACUCGACUCAUCUCGAAGCUGAGGAGAAGAGAUUCGGGGCGGCCAUGGCUCGAGAUCAUGAUAUCUAUAAUUGGGAGAAGGAAUUGAAGAUGGUGGAAGAUGAUAUCGAGAGGCUUAACCAAGAGAUUCAAGCCGCUGAAGACGUGAAAGCAAAACUAGAGGCCGCUUCGUCGCUUCUUCGGGAUUUGAGGGCCGAAUUAUCGGCUUACAUGGAGAAUUCCAAGCUGCGGGAAGACCCAAAUGGCGAUUCUCUGAAGCAAGAGAUAGGCCAAAACGACAUACAAACAGCGGUUGAUUCAGCGAAGAACGAGCUCGAAGAAGUGAAAUCCAACAUCGAGAAAGCAACUUCCGAGGUGAAAGCCUUGAAGAUAAUCGUCCCGUCGUUGCAGUCGGAGCUCGAAAAAGAGAGAAAGGUUCUCGAAGAGACAAAGCAGGGAAACAACAAGCUGGAACAGAUAGAUUCAGAUGUGAGCUCGGUUCAGACGAAGCAUAAAGAAGCAAGAGAAGAACUAGCAGACAUUGCCAAGAAGCUACAACAAGCAGCCAAAGAUGCGGAGGAGGCGAAAUCUCUCGCCCAAGCUGCUCGGGACGAGCUGAGUAAGGCAAAGGAAGAAUCUAUUCAAGCGAAGGGAGGAGUUCGCACAAUAGAGAACAGAUUAAUUGAGGCGAAAAAGGAAAUGAAGGCAGCUCGGGCAUCGGAGAAGUUGGCCUUAGCGGCAAUCAAAGCAUUGCAAGAAAGCGAAUGUGCUCAAAGGUUCGAGGACGUUAACUCACCUCGAAGCAUAAUAAUCUCCGUGGAGGAAUAUUACGAGCUAAGCAAGCGGGCCCACGAGGCAGAGGAGGCGGCUAACGCGAGGCUAGCGGAGAUCGUCGCCCAGAUUGAGGUGGCUAAAGAGGACGAAUCCAGAAUAUUGGAGAAACUCGAGGAAGUGAACAGAGAGAUGGCUGCAAGAAAGGAAGAGCUAAGACUCGCGAUGGAAAAAGCUGACAAAGCAAGAGAAGGAAAGCUGGGCAUGGAGCAAGAGUUGCGGAAAUGGAGAUCGGAAAAUGAAAAGAGGAGAAAAGAAGUACCUGUGGAGCUUGAGAAAAGCCCGAGAUCGAGCACUGAGCAGACGCAUAAGGAUCACAGCUUUAGCCCGUCAACAGACACUGCUCCUCGUUCUCCAGACAAACCAGGACCCGAUGCUUCGGGUGGACAGGGAACCAGCAACAACGAAGCUCAUACCAAUGUGAUUCCUGAAACGAAGAAGAAAAAGAAGAAGUUUUCUUUGUUCCCAAAGGUUUUCAUGUUCUUGUCGAGGAAGAAAUCGCACAAAUGAGACGUUCAAUAACCGAGGACUCGCAGGUAGGUUUUGCGUAUCCAUCCUUCACUUUUUUACAUUGGAUUCCUUCUUUUUUUCCCUUAUAGCAACAUCGAAAGAGAGUCAGAAUUCCAUGAAGAGACAACACUGGAGGUAAGAAAGCAGUUACCUUUCCAUGUAAGGUUUUCUUGGAAGACCGAUUUGUUGUUUUGUCGGUACUGUCUGGCCGAGAAAAUCUAGAAACCUUCCGGCUAACUUGCCUGUUUUCUAUGGCAAAUUGUAUGGAAAUUCUCCUUUCGAAAGAAUGAAAUGAACAAUUUACAGUGUUUACACAGAAUGCUUCUACCAUACAUUUCAUUGCUUUUCAGCAGCAGAGUAAGAAAGGGUCUGAAUCUGAUGAUGGUCUUGUUCCAAGGAUUAGAAAGAUCAUGUUUGUACUGAACAUACCCUGUGGCUCAAGCCCCUCGAAAAGAUCUCAAAUCCUCAAUCCACUCCUAAUGACAUCAUCGGAACCCUAGCUGACACGGAGCAGCUAUAAGCAAAA
Molecule: messenger RNA, 3513 nt
Organism: Tarenaya hassleriana
Lineage: Eukaryota; Viridiplantae; Streptophyta; Magnoliopsida; Brassicales; Cleomaceae
Product: protein WEAK CHLOROPLAST MOVEMENT UNDER BLUE LIGHT-like 3
Exons: 3
Coding region: 546-2987 (813 amino acids)
Source: RefSeq, a predicted model, not a curated record